This is a messenger RNA of Trypanosoma grayi, 5055 nucleotides long. Its product is annotated as putative protein kinase. Gene Ontology annotation, molecular function: protein kinase activity; protein binding; ATP binding. Lineage: Eukaryota; Euglenozoa; Kinetoplastea; Trypanosomatida; Trypanosomatidae. The record is from RefSeq and is a predicted model, not a curated record. The transcript has a single exon. Gene Ontology annotation, biological process: protein phosphorylation. The coding region runs from base 1 to 5055 and encodes 1684 amino acids.
AUGCAAACGGUGUUGGUCUCUGCUCUCUGCAGCGGCGCGUUCGCGCUGCCGGCGUGGCUGCUUCUGGCCCUGGGUGGCCUCUUCACUGGGGUGUUUCUCUUCCUGCCGUGGUCUGCGAGCCCCGCACAUAUUGCAUUUAUAGUUGUAUCCGUUCUGAUUGGCUUCGCCUUCGCGGUGCUACAUUGGCGAUUGUCCCCGAGACGGGUGACACCAUCAGUGCAUGAUAGAGACGUUAUGGACCCCGGUCUGGACAGCAGCGUUGCCCACCUCCCACAGCACCUUCCGCUCACUAGAGACCCUGAUGAUUCCUGCUUUCCUGUUUCGCCUUGGACCAAGCGGUGCCGUAAUGUGCUACCUGUUCUAGAGCUGUUGAUAUUAGGCAUUCUCGUGCUCGUUUCUCCGCACGUGAUGAGUGGUGACACGACUGGAGGAGUGAUCACCGUGGCGGUGCGUGCCGACAGUGUUUCCAGUGAGCUCGUGUACCCAGUAGAAAUUGCAUGGAAGGUAUGCUUCCUGCAUCUAUGGUUUUUGCUAACCUUUAGUGUCUCCUUUGCGGCGGACCUUGUCACAGGCUUGUUGCACUUUGCAGUGCUGAUGGCACAUUAUCAAAACUUGGGCGGUGUUACGAUGAUGGUGUCGGCAAUGUGGCUUGCACUGCCUGUUCUUUGCAUCGCCUGCGUCGCCGCACAGCAUCAGAGACGACUGCAGUGCCAGCGACACAGGGAUGCCGAUAUGUGGCAGGUAGGCGGCGACGCGCCUAUUCGAUGCAACGGCUACCGCAACGCUGCAAACAUGCUUGACGACAUUGAAUGCCUCUCUCCACCUGGAGACAUUGCUCUGCAACAGCGCACCACAACCUUGUUGGACCGGCAUACGAUGAAGUCUCCGUCCUCCCUGGAGGGACAUAAUUACUUCGCGACCGUGCCAACAUCUGUGAUCGCGCGCCGUUGGCGAAAACAGUUUGCUGGAAAGGACACUCAACGUACUGAGCCACUCGUAUCGGAUGUGCUGCAAAAUAAAAGGACAAUAAGUCCUUUCUCGGACGACCUUCGGGCACCGUAUCUUCUUAUAAACUCGGGUAGUAACAUAAUCGUGAGUGCUAGUGUGAGUUUUGCGGCGCGUGUGCGCAUCGCCGUCGAGAACCUCGUAGGCCGUCCGUUGACUGCUAUUCUGAAGGAACUCGAGGUAGAAAAUGUGAGUGGGCUGAUGGAAGUUAUUCGCUCGGUCGUUCAUCCUGCUGGUAAUGACGGUCUGGGGGGGACUGAGAGGGGCCCACGGGGCAGGAGAGAAGCGCGUCGCUCCGCGUCACCGGAAUUGUCACUAGAUGCGGGGGCAAUAUUAGAAGGAGACGGAGGUGAUUACUCAACGGUACAGGGUCGUGCUUCACUGUCACGCAUGGGUGAUGAUAAUGUGAGUCGUGUUGUUCUGCGUGGUCGAUGUCCACGCGAUGCUCAAGAUUUGCAACCUGUGGGAGAUGCCCUCCCUGCUGCACGGGGAUGUCGAAGUGGUAGUCGCAACAGUUCCCCUGCGCCAGAACUGGACGCCACGCGAUCAGCUCUCUUCUCCAUCACAUUGGAUGUGUGGAUGGAGUGGCGGCGUGGCUCCACUGAUUCAUUUAUUGUUCUCCGCCAGCCACGCUUACACUGCGCACUUGACUGGACGCCACUUUCGUGUUUCCUUGCCCAACCCAUGACAGGGCAAGUGCUGUACUGGAAUCCUGCAGCAGAGCAGCAGACUGGACUGUUGGCGUACGACAUGAUAGGCUGGCCAGUGCACGCUUCCCCUCUUCCCGGCACGUCGGAAGCGCAGAGUGACUAUGAUCACAACAUCCACUGCGAUGGGACACGCGACGCAGAAUGGUUAGAGCAACGGAGAGGGCGGUGGUCGCGGCUGGAGUCGCCAUUGCGGGCAUUGGUGCACAUCCCGUCCUCUGUGGCGGCUCCACUGGUGGUGACGCUGCAGCCUCUCACUGGCGAGUUCAUGGACGACGAAGGCGCCGCGUUGGACGGUGACGUGGCAGGCCUUAUGUGGCCGCCGCGACACUACACGAAGGCGGAGGUGCUCGUUUCGGAGGGACGCCGGGCGGCGAGCUAUCCACCCGAGGCGAGGGAGUACCGUCUUGGGGGUAACGUGACGCCAAUUAAGAUGCAUUGUGUAUUGGGUGACUCUCCUCCAACACACUCCAGUGACGUCAAUGGAAUACGGUCGGUGACGGCGUGGAAUUUCGGCUCUUUGGUGGCCAACAGAAGCGAUGCGGGUGCGUGGCCCAUCGCGGGUGUCCCUUUGUUGUUUGUUAUACAAGAUGAGAUGCACUCAUCACCCAGUUCCACCUCCAAUCACCAUGUGGCGCAACUGCAAAACUCUAUGCAUGCCAUUAGCGAGUUUCUGCAGAAAUAUCGAGACACCCUGGGUGAUGAUUUCUUUGUUGGGGCGAAACCAGACUCUUCUUCAACGAAGUUGAACGGGGAGGUGACUUCCUCUAACACCGCCGGACAGCUGCAAAAAUUGAAAGAGGCUAUGAACCAGGUGGCACAGGCGAUUGACGUCAUUCAAGAGGCACAGGGGACAUCGGCACCAAGCAGAAAAAGCAAUGAAGCUAAAACCAACGAUGAUAUUGACGGCAACACUAAUAAUAAUAAUGCUGCUGCUGCUGCUGAUGAUGAUGAUGAUAAUGCCGGUGACGAUGAGGUAUUCAGAGCUGCAGUGGAUGGUAGGUCAAAAGUGCCGCCAACGUCGGGGGUGCCCGCGCUGGGGCUGACGCCUACACCGCAGUCAGCGCAAACAUCCCAUCUCACCAGCAAACGUCCGUCACCACUGCUUGUUGAUAACCCCGGCGUUGCAAGCAGAGAGGAAGAGGUGAAAGAGCACGCACUCAUCAAUGAUGGUGGUGUUGGUGGUGUCAAUGACGAGGAUAGGGAGCGAGGUAGUAAGGCCCGUGGACCAAGUGGCAGUGGUGGUGGUGGUCUUGCUGGCAGUAGCAACACAAGUCACCUGCGCAAGACGGGCACCCCAUCGGGUGGCCGUAGCCGAAGCAUGACAAAGAACACGUCGGCGCCGCGGCUCAUCAGUCCGUUGCCGAUGGAACACUCGAAUAUGAAAACGAACGAUGAGGUGAACGUGAUUGACGAGACAGUGAUGCAAGAGGAAAAUGCUUCUGGGGACCCUGCGUGCUCGGCUCACCACCACACGCAUAAUUCUCCACGUCUACAGCAACCUGCAGCGAGUAUUAUUGCGACGCUUUCUGCAGCAAACUCAGCUGCGCCCAGUGACUUUGUUGCUUCCCCAACUGUCAACAACAGUCUCAACAACGAGGAGCCACCGAUAUGGGCGAUGCUUCGGAGUAGUGACGAGGCGACCAUUCCAUCGUGUUUCAUUCGCGUGGCUUCUGGUGAGGCAUUCCGCUUCGGUCGCAGCAGUAAGUGCCACGCCACAACAUCCGAUACAUUUGUGAGUAGUAUUCAAUUCACUAUUGUGCGACAACCAGGCCCACAGCCGCAGUUCGUGCAGCCUAGCAUCCGCCAAUAUCGUAGUAAUGGCAGCCCUUCUAGCGGUCAUCGCCAGACAUCAAGCCUCUCAAGCCCGUGCCAUCCUCCCAUCGCAUCUGGAAACUGGAUUGUCCUGCUUCACGACAACAGCGCCAACGGCACGUACGUGAACGUAAAGAAGGUCAACAAGGGAAAAUCAUGCGCGCUGCGUGACCAUGACCUCAUCACGUUUCGUCUGAGUUCUUCUCGGUUCUUCUUGGGUUUCCAGUUUUUGUUGACGGAUGAACGAGGGGUGCCACUGCGAGAAGCGGAGUCGGCUGUCACACCAACACUCUCUCGCAUGGACUCUACAGGUAUGUCAAGACGUGGCACGCCAUAUCUACAUCAGCGCAACUCCUCCGAUAACGGGAGUAUUGCCGCGGCUAGCGGCAGCCAGGUGAGCGGAGCAGCGCAUAACACCAAUAACAACACCAGUGUUGGUAGUAGCCGACGUGUUGGAACGAACAUGAGGAGCCGCAGCGGUCGACCCGGCGGUGGUACACACCACCGUGAGACCAUUGAGUGGAAAAUUGGUGAGGAAAUGCUUGGCAAGGGUGGAAACGCCGAGGUAUAUCUUGGUAUCAACCUGACGAAUGGAAAACUCAUCGCCGUGAAACGGGUUCUUCUUCCCACUGGGGCAACCGGUGACCCAGCCAGCAAGGACGUGCUGCAGCAGUACAGAAGCCUACAAGAAGAGAUUAAUGUACUCUCAAAGGCUGUGCAUCCGAACAUUGUGCAGUACUUCGGAUCUUCGCAAAACCAGAAAUACUUCAAUAUUCUCCUUGAGUUCGUCCCUGGUGGAUCUCUGCGACACUUACUGGACAACUUCGGUGCGCUUGGCCCAGGAGUUAUUUGCUCUUAUUUGCGACAAACACUAGAGGGCCUUCGUUAUCUGCAUCAACAUAACAUUGUUCACUCCGAUGUGAAGGCGGCGAACAUUCUUAUUACCGACAAGGGUCGCGUCAAACUGUCAGACUUUGGUACCGCUAAGCUGCUGAACCGAGGACACAGCCAGUCAGUGGACCGUGCUGGCAAGGCAGAGGCACCUAGCAACUGUGAUGCAGCUACGUAUCGCCUUGCGGGCACACUGAGGUGGAUGGCUCCAGAAUUGUUCCGAGGCGACGGCAACGUUGGGCCUACAAAAGCCAGUGACAUGUGGUCUGUAGGAUGUGCAGUGAUAGAGAUGCUCUCAUCUGAAGGCCCCUGGUACGAAUACGAGUUCGAAAGCGAAGAGCAGAUUAUAAAUCUUCUAAAGUACGCAACUGAACCACCAGAGGUACCUGAAUGCCCUGAGCUACCGGAGUUAACGGCCAUCGCAAAGCGAUGCCUAACACUCAUGCCGGAGGCGCGUCCCACAUGCGAGGAACUCCUGCAGAUGGUGGCGGAAGCGGCAGAACGGUUUCACCAACAGCAGGAGAUAAAGUCACCAUUGCAACGUGGUGCCUCCCUUUCCCCACAGCCAACUGCUCCGCAGCCAUCUGUCACUGCCAUGAGUGGUGAGGCUAGCGAUUCUAUUAAGAAGGAGGCUUAA